Pteronotus mesoamericanus is the source of this 1934-nucleotide messenger RNA. RefSeq names its product sorting nexin 31 (gene SNX31). Gene Ontology annotation, cellular component: early endosome. The transcript is spliced from 14 exons. Bases 15 to 1337 code for a protein of 440 amino acids. NCBI's taxonomy places the organism in Eukaryota, Metazoa, Chordata, Mammalia, Chiroptera, Mormoopidae. Gene Ontology annotation, biological process: endocytic recycling; intracellular protein transport. The record is from RefSeq and is a predicted model, not a curated record. Gene Ontology annotation, molecular function: phosphatidylinositol binding.
CCGCCACGCGAGCCAUGAAAAUGCACUUCUGCAUCCCGGUGUCCCAGCAGCGGCCAGACGCGCUGGGGGGCCGCUACACGCUGUACUCGGUGUACCUGGACGGGUUCCUCUUCUGCAGGGUGCGCUACAGCCAGCUGCAUCGCUGGAACGAACAGCUGAGACGGGUCUUUGGAAAUUGCCUGCCACCCUUUCCACCAAAGUACUAUCUCGCAAUGACCACAUCUAUGGCUAAUGAGAGAAGGGACCAGUUGGAACAGUAUUUGCAAAAUGUAACCGGGGACCCAAACAUGUUGAGAAGCGAUGUCUUCAUUGAUUUUUUAAAACUGGUACAGCUGGACACGUUUAGCAUCGUUACCAAGAAAGCCUCUCUGGACAUAUUUCUGCCCAAUGGAAGGAGCAUUCAGGUUGAAAUCCUAACAUCAGACACUGCUGAAAGAGUCCUAGAGGUGGUGUCACACAAAAUUGGAUUGUGUCGGGAGCUCUUGGGCUACUUUGGCCUCUUUCUCAUUCGGUUUUGCAAGGAGGGCACCCUCUCCGUCAUGAAAAAAUUGGCAGACUUUGAACUCCCUUAUGUGAGUCUUCGAAGCUCUGAAGUGGAAAACUGCAAGGUCGGACUCAGGAAGUGGUACAUGGACCCAUCCCUCGACUCCAUGCUGAUGGACUGCAGAGCCGCUGUAAAUCUGAUCUACAUGCAGGCACUACAGGACAUUCAGAAAGAAUGGGCCAAGCCCACACAGGCACAGAGGCAGAAAUUAGAGGCUCUUCAGAGAGAAGACAACCAAACGGAGUUUCUGGAGCUGUCCCGCGAGGUCCGGCACUAUGGAUACCUGCAGCUGGAUCCCUGUACCUGUGACUACCCGGAACCAGGCUGUGGGGCCGUUCUUUCUGUCGGCAAUAACGAGAUCAGCUGCUGCGUCACCCUGCCCGACAGCCAGACCCAGGACAUCAUCUUCCAGAUGAGCAGAGUGAAGUGCUGGCAGGUCACUUUCCUUGGGACUCUGCUGGAUAUGGAUGGGCCCCAGCGAACUCUCAACCAGAAUUUGGAGCUCAGAUUUCAGUAUAGCGAGGAGAGCCACUGGCAGUGGUUUGUGAUUUACACCAAGCAGGCUUUUUUGCUGAGUAGCUGCUUGAAAAAAAUGAUCUCAGAAAAGAUGGUAAAGCUCGCGGCAGAGAAUCCAGAAAUGCAGAUUGAAGUUCCGGAAAAAGGAAAAAGUAAGAAAUACAACAUUCAACAAAGCUCACAGAAAGACUAUUCUAGUUUUCUACCAAGAAUAAGCAAGAUUAAGAUAGCUGAAGGUGACUGUGUUUUGGGGACCAUCAAGGAAGAAGGUCUUUGAAGAGAAAGUCUCACUUUUUAAAAUGUCCUCUAAGGCUGUCCUGACAGUGCUUAAUGGUUAAAAGUGAGAUUCUUACCGUCAAUGAAGAAAGUUGACUCUUUCCUAUUUUUGUGACAUUAAGAUGGACCCUAUUCAUCAACACUACUUCAGAACUUUGUUAAACUCGAGAUGAAAAAGAAAUACGAGCCAAAGUUACACAGUUUGUUUUGGCCUCAUUAAUGACCGGUGGCAAAUCCAAAUCAAUUAGUAUGAAGCUCGUUCUCCAACCCCCUCCCUCCCCAUUGAUGUUUACCUGGCUCCAUGAAGUCUUUUGUAUGUUCUGAAGAUAUGACUCCUCAGCUGAGGAAAAUGUGGCUCUAAGAAGUGGAAAUCUGGAUUUCUCCGAUGUGUCCACAGCACCAGAGCAAGGAGGGGAUGAAAUACUGAUUUGUUUCCUUACAUAAUUCUGAGCUUAUCAAAUGUGAAUGCAUGCAAAGUAAUAGGUUUCCUAGUUCUGUGUUUCUCUACUCUUGCAAUUGUAUUCUGUCCUUAGAAUACUAAAUUCAGUUCAGUAGUCAUUAUCUAUUUUGAAUAUUUUUAUUUUGGGAAUCAAUGGGU